Cajanus cajan (pigeon pea) is the source of this 2407-nucleotide messenger RNA. The record is from RefSeq and is a predicted model, not a curated record. Lineage: Eukaryota; Viridiplantae; Streptophyta; Magnoliopsida; Fabales; Fabaceae.
UCUUUUAAUUCUGGUUGUGAUUGGUGCGGCUAAUGGGUUUUCUGUGGGUUUAGAAAGCACAUUUAUGUGAUUCAAGCUGUUGGGUUUGAUUUUGUUUUUUCUUUUGUGUUGUUUGUACUUCGUAUGUUUGGUUUUUCCUGAGUUUUUGGUAUAGGAAAGAAACGGGGUUCUUUCAUUUUGUGAAUUUUGGGUGGAGUUUUUUUAUUUUUUAUUUUUUAUGUUGAUGUUGGUAGCUGCAUUUUGUUAUGAUUGAUGGAAUCAAGUGAUGGAAGAUGAUUCUGGUUGUUUCUUGUUUGUGGUUUUGAUUUGCCCUGGAGAUUGUUUGAUUAUGGGGUCAUGGUUGGAGAAUGGAAUGGUGGGUCAUUUUUUUUCCCCCUUUUUCCUGUUGAUUUUUUCUUUUCUUUAUUUUUUUUAUCUUUUCAUUUUUGCCCCUCUUCUCUUUUCUGCUUUUAUAUGUUAUUUCUUGACCAAUAUCACCGAUAGAUGGAAUAAAAUUGCUUAUGUACUUGUUCUGUUUCUAACUUUUUGUUUGGUAAUUGGUGGUAAGUGCUUCAGUUUACCAUGUCAGUCUUCCCUUGUCUAUGGUACUAAUCAUGAUGUGUACAAACAUUGUUUGUGGACUGAGUUAAUCCUAUGCAUUGUGGAAUGGGCAUUUACUUGGUUCUUGAAUGGACUUCUUUUGUGUUUCCUGUCACUUUGGUGCUAGGGAGCCAUGGGAUUGGCAAGGGGAAGAUUAUGGUCUCCAGAAGACUUCCGAUUUUGAAAUUUCAGAAGAGCUGUGGAAUGAUGUUCCUCAAAAUGAAGAAGAUCUUUCUUACAUGUUGGAUGAUGAAACAACCCCAGUUAAGGCCUGUGGUGAUUUGGCAUAUAAUGUUAAUAAUGGUGAUUCAAAUAUACAAAAGGAACUAGAGGAAUGUAGGGAGACAUAUUCGCAAGUCAAGAGGCGGCGGAUGCUACAGUUCAACAGCCAAGACAGGGAUGAAUCUCUAUCCAAUGAAGAGAUGUCUUUGUCAUAUUUGAAAAAUGGGAAGGAGGACCCAAUUAAGGAUAUUUUUCCAGAAGUGUCGCAAUGGAUGUCGGGGGCAUCAGAUUACACAUUAGGAAGUGCAUCUGCUUCUGGUUAUGUGGAGCUUGAAUCAACUGAAAGGUGGCUAGCAGAAUACUUUAAUGAUGCUGAGAUGGAUAUUUGUUCUGAGGAAUUCAAUUUUUCAGGGUUAGAUGAUGUUCAAAUUGAUGUUGCAGAGCUUAGUGCCGUCACACCAUCACAUGAACAAAAUGCUGUUCAAAAGCUUGUCCCUCGAACCCCCAGAAAUAUUAUCUUCAAAGGUCAAUGUGGGUUGACACAAGUUGUCAAGGAUCUGGAGACAAUUUUCAUCCUCCCCAUGGACUAGCUUGAUUCUCCCUUUGCCACCAAAUUCCUACUUGGUGUGUGGGCAACCCUUCUCUGGGAGAUCCCUUGGUGGGAAAAAAACUGCUUGUGGUUUGAGUCUGUGUAGUAAUAUUCUUGGUAGGCCUACGCUGAUUGCCCCAACAUGGUAUUAAUGUCCUAUCCGGUAGUAUUGGUGAUGUCUCCUUGUUUUUAUUAUAGUUUAUUUAUAAAAAAAAAAUGAUGUAUAGGGAUGCUUCCACAGGAUGUGAGAAGCAAGCAUGAUUUUACUGAAGUUGUUUUCAAUCCCUUAUCAUGAAGCAACAGGAACUUAUACCUAAUUUAGAUUUCUUUGAAGACAAGUUGUGACAUGAACAGAAAUUCAGACUUCUUUUCCAUGUUUAGGUAGGAAAUCUUUUAUACACACGCCUACAAAGUUGGCUUCUUCUGUGGCCUAUCCAUUUGCCUUCAUUAAACCCAGUGGUGCCCAUGGAGAUGUAACUCUGAAGGAAAUAAAUCAGCGCAUUCGAACACCGCCUCCGUUGAAAGCAAAGGAAAGCAUUGAUGAUCCAUCUGCUUACCCCAAGUCAGCCUUCUCAGGGAAGCCUGUGGUUGGUAAAACAAAAAUUCGCACUGAAGGGGGGAAAGGUAGCAUCACAAUUAUGAGAACUAAAGGUUAGGUGUAAAUUGUUCACAACUAACCUUCAGUCUCACCCAUUAAUGUGGGAUUGACUUCAUUUUCUGUAAUAUAUCUGUGACAGAUAUAGAGUUGAUACUUCAAUUAUUUUGUUCUAGUUGGCAUGCAUAUAUUACACCACCUUAGUGUUUGUUUCCAUUUGAGUCUAGAUAAUCUUAAUAGCUCUUCUUUUGGGGGUACAUGAUUUUGUUUUGAGCCAAGUCUGAUGAGAAUAUUAGUAUUUGUUGGAUCUAGAUCCUUAGUCCCCGCAAUUCACCGAGCUUGCCUCUGCUUUUGUAAUUGAAGUAUACAGAUUAUUCUAGUUUAGUGCCUUGUUUAUGAAGUUGUGCAAUAGUUUUUACUCA